This is a messenger RNA of Zea mays, 876 nucleotides long. RefSeq lists its product as uncharacterized. The transcript is spliced from 4 exons. Lineage: Eukaryota; Viridiplantae; Streptophyta; Magnoliopsida; Poales; Poaceae. The record is from RefSeq and is marked validated. The coding region runs from base 109 to 477 and encodes 122 amino acids.
GCUUCCAAAUUAACUGCGAAGGCAAAGCCGUGCCGAAGGCCUCGCCGCGCCGCUCCCACACACUACACCCUCGCCGCCGCUGAGACUCGGCAAACUGCCUCCCGUUCCAUGGGCUGCGUAGGAUCCACCCCGGCCACCAAAGAUGCCGGGGGAAGUAGCGAUGUCAAUCAUGGCACUAAGAGAGUGAGGAAACCCAAAGCUUGGAAGCAUCCCCAACCGAUAACCAUGGCCCAGCUCAGGCAGAUGCGUGAGGAGUUUUGGGACACCGCUCCUCACUACGGUGGUCAGAAAGAAAUCUGGGAUGCCCUUCGAGUUGCAUCAGAGUCUGAGGUAUCCCAUGCACAGGCUGUUGUGGAAAGUGCAGGCAUAAUUGUUUCUAAUGCCGAUCUGACUCUCUGCUACGAUGAAAGGGGUGCUAAGUAUGAAUUGCCCAAGUAUGUUUUGAGUGAACCAACCAACCUGAUCCGAGACAGCUGAACGGCAGCCGGCCGUAGGAAGACCCACCGAUGUAAAAACUGUAAAUGACUGCAGAUGCCGCCAAAUUGGUCCCUUGCUUGUGGUAACUGGAGUGCCUCGAGUAACCUUCAGAUUUGCUUUGGCAACUUUCGGCAAUAGGGUUUUCCAGUUCUAGUGUUCAGAUAAAAAAAAACUUUUGCGUACCCUCGUCUAUUGUUCUUGGUUCUACUGUAAACAUGAGUCUGCUUAGAAUUCUUUGGAGCGAGAAUGCUGCUGAGAUUGUUCUCGUCCACUAUCAUGAUACAAGCUGGAGCAUACGUUUUAGAAACUUGUCACAUCUCGUGCAACUAAUUAUAUUAUUAUGUGGUCUGGUCUGACAUUUGAAAUGAAAUGCAUGAUAAGGAGCAAAUCGCAAUCUAA